Sordaria macrospora k-hell is the source of this 1605-nucleotide messenger RNA. RefSeq lists its product as uncharacterized. Lineage: Eukaryota; Fungi; Ascomycota; Sordariomycetes; Sordariales; Sordariaceae. Gene Ontology annotation, biological process: cytochrome c-heme linkage. Gene Ontology annotation, cellular component: mitochondrion. The record is from RefSeq and is a predicted model, not a curated record. Gene Ontology annotation, molecular function: FAD binding; oxidoreductase activity.
AUGAGUAGCCGGCUAGUACUCCGUCCGUUAACACGGCGUCUGCCAUUAGCCAGUCCAGCAUGCCUCCAAACGGUCAGCAGGUCAGGGACAUACAGCGUCUCUCAUAUCAACCCAUCAUCAUCACACGGCGGUGGCAACAUCACCACCACCACCCCUCUCCGGAUUAUCACCAGGAGGUCAUACUCCCUCUUACCCGGCGGGAUGGGCCCUCAAAAACAACAACAACAACAACAACAACAACAACAACAACAACAACAACCUACACAAGACGACCAAGAAUCCAACUCAUCGAACCCCAAAAACCCCUCCCCAAAAAAACUCCCUUCCUUCACCAAAAUCCUCCUCAUCUCCCUCGCCGCCUGCACAUGCACAUCAUGGAUCCUCUACGAAGACAUGCUAGGGCUGCGGUCCCCGCCCACGCUCAACACGGCCACCUUUGUGCCCUACACCAUCGUCGCGCGCGAGCAGGUUUCUUCCACGGCGUUUAUUUUGAGCGUGGAACCUGCCGCUGCCACCGCCACCGCCAAAAAAACGAAUGGGGACCAACAGAUGCUGCAAAAGGCUUGGAAACACGGGUUGUGGUGCGUGGAGAUUAAACAGCCGCAGUUGCAGGUUGCGAGGGAUUAUACUCCCUUGCCGGCGCCUGUUGGGGAAGAGUUGGAAGAAAUGGAGAGGGGCAGACUGAGGUUCUUGAUUAGGAAGAUGGAUGGGGGGGAGGUUAGUAGUUAUUUGAGUAAGUUGAAGGUGGGGGAUAAGGUGGAGUUGAGAGGCCCGCAUUUGGGGUUUGAUGUUGCGAAGAGGGUUGGGGGGUUGGUGCAAAGUGUUGAUGGUGAUGAUCAUGGGGGUGAGGGUGAGGGUAGACCGGGACAGAAACAGGGACAGGUGGUCUUCCUAGCUGGAGGCACCGGUAUCGCGCCGGCGCUGCAGGUUGCUAGGAGGUUAUAUGGUCCUGUGUAUGAAAGGGGAACCGGUAAAGAGGAAGGGUGGAAGCUGAUGGAGGAGAAUAUGCCGACACAACCACCCAAGAUGACGAUUGUGUGGGCCAACAGGUUCAGGGAGGAUUGUCCUGAUUGCGAGGAUUUGGAGGCGUUGAGGAGGAGGGGGUAUUUACCUCCUUCUCCUGUUGCUGUCACCGGCGGUAUCAUGCCCUAUCUCCAAGACAUCAAAGCCCGUCACCCGGAGCAGUUCAACUUCGCUUGCACGGUCGACACGGAGAAGAAGUUUAUUGACGCCAAGACUAUUCUUGAUGCUAUCACGUCUACUUCCACUUCUACCAACUCUAAAACGAAGUCUCUAAUCAAGAGCACAACAACGACAACAACAACAACAGAUCCCUCUUGCCCCUUGCACUCCUCCUCGGUCCUGGUCUACGUCAGCGACAGACAAGAUCACGAAGCCCAGUGCAAAUGCCCUGACCACCAUGCCAAGAACAACGGCAAGAACCUUCUUAUGGUAUCGGGACCGGAUGGGUUCAUUGCCCAGUUCGCUGGUCCCAAGGCGUGGUCCGAGGGCUUGGAGAGGCAGGGACAUGUGGGCGGGGUGGCGGGCGAGUUGAUGAGGAAGGGGAAGGUGAGCAAGGAGGAGUGGAUGGUUUUGAAGUUGUGA